UCUUUUUAAAUCUCUUUAUCUGCUUAUAAAAUGCCAUUACGUUUCUAUUCUGCAAAGUGAGUGACAUGGAAGAACUCAAAAGUGACUGUAGUGUUUUGGUAUUUUUUGUGAACGGGAAAAAGAUAGUGGACAACCAAGUUGAUCCAGAAUGGACGCUUCUAUUUUAUUUAAGAAAUAAACUUGGAUUAUGUGGAACAAAGUUAGGAUGUGGAGAAGGCGGCUGCGGUGCUUGCACUGUGAUGCUAUCAAAAUAUGACCGGAUCAACAAGAAAAUUAGACAUCUACCGAUAAAUGCUUGUUUGGCACCAGUAUGUUCUAUGCACGGUUUAGCUGUAACAACAGUCGAAGGAAUCGGUUCAACCAGAACCAAGUUACAUCCAGUUCAAGAAAGAAUAGCCAAGUCGCAUGGUACACAAUGCGGUUUCUGUACCCCAGGAAUCGUAAUGUCGAUGUAUACCCUUCUGAGAAACUCUCCCAAACCCACGAUGAAAGACCUAGAAGUAACAUUCCAAGGAAAUCUGUGUCGCUGCACAGGCUACAGACCCAUCAUGGAAGGGUACAAAACAUUCACCGAAGAAUGGGAAUUGAUACAAAAUGGCAACAGAUUAAACGGCGAACAAGUAAACGGUUGUGCGAUGGGAGAUAAAUGCUGCAAGCUUCAAAACGGUACCACGAAAGACCCUGAAGAAGUUUUAUUCAAUCGAAACGAGUUCACACCGUAUGAUUCGUCACAAGAACCUAUUUUUCCACCGGAGCUAAAGAUUUCCGAUCAGUAUGAUAAACAAUAUUUGGUUAUUAAAGGAAAAACGGUUACGUGGUUUAGACCAGUCAACUUGGAACAACUACUACGACUCAAGAAACAAUUUCCUGACGCGAAACUGGUUGUAGGAAAUACUGAAGUCGGUGUUGAAGUUAAAUUUAAACAGAUGGUGUAUCCUGUUAUUAUCCAACCAGUGUUGAUACCUGAAAUGGUGGCUAUUACUAACACUGAAAAGGGUGUCAGAAUAGGAGCUUCUGCCACUUUCACGGAUAUUGAAACUUAUUUGAAAAACGAAAUUAAUCGACUGCCUGAAGAGAAAACACGGAUUUUUAAAAGCGUUGUCGAUAUGUUGAAUUGGUUUGCGGGUAAACAGAUCAGAAGUGUGGGGGCUCUUGGGAGUAAUAUAAUGACGGGAAGUCCAAUUUCGGACAUGCUUCCGAUUCUUAUGGCCAAUGAAGUAACACUAGAGUUACAAAGUCGGGAUAACGGAAAACGCGAAGUUAUUUUAGACGGAAACUUCUUUACUGGUUAUAGAACAACAAUAGUAAAACCAGAGGAGAUACUUUCCGCUAUUUAUAUUCCUUACACCAACAGCGACCGCUACUGUUACGCUUACAAACAAGCACGAAGACGUGAAGACGACAUCGCUAUUGUAAACGCUGCCGUUAAUGUCACUUUCGAACCAAAAACUGACAUUAUAUCUGAUAUAAACGUAGCUUUCGGAGGGAUGUCCUACAAGACCGUCACAUCACCUAAAACUAGACAGCUCAAGGGUCUACCCUGGAAUCGACAAACUUUAGAAUUAGCUUUCACCCACUUACAAGAAGAUUUGCCGCUGGACCCUGGUGCUCCCGGUGGAAUGUACCUAUACCGAAAAUCGCUAACGCUAAGUUUGUUCUUCAAAGCAUUCCUAGCAAUUUCAGCAGAUUUACAAAAAUAUGUCCCCCACAUUAACAUUGAUAAACGGGAGUUAAGCGGCAUUACAAGUUUCGAGCCCAAGGAAUACAAAAGUGCACAGUACUUCACCGUCGUUCCAAAAACCCAAGAAAAAAGUGACGCUCUUCAACGCCCCAUUGUCCACAUGUCCGCCUAUAAACACGCAACCGGUGAAGCAGUAUACUGUGACGAUAUCCCUUUGUACGAAAACGAGCUCUACCUAGCCUUCGUUACAAGCACCAAAUCGCAUGCCAAAAUCUUGUCGGUUGAUCCGUCAGAAGCUCUAGCCAUGGACGGCGUUGAUUAUUUCGUUUCAGCCAAAGAUGUCGCCGAAGGAAAAAACUUCACGAAUUUUAUGCAUCGUGACGAAAAAAUCUUUUAUGACGAUAUAGUAACAAGUCAAGGUCAAAUUAUAGGAGGGAUACUGGCAACUGAUCAAAUUAUAGCACGGAAAGCGGCCCGAAAGGUCAAAAUCGAGUACGAAGAUCUUCAACCAGUGAUUAUUACUAUUGAUGACGCUAUUAAACACAAUUCGUACUUUAAAAAUCCUGACAGAAUGGUAGUUAAAGGUGAUGUCGAAAAAGUGUUUCAAGAAGCACCUCAUGUUUUGGAAGGAGAGUGUCACAUAGGUGGUCAAGAGCACUUUUACCUUGAAACACAAUCAGUGUUUGUGGUUCCCAAGAAGGAAGAUGAAGAAAUUGAAGUCUAUUCAGCUACUCAAGGUCCUACUCAGUUAGCUGAAACAUUGGCUCCAGUUUUGGGUAUACAACUAAACAAAAUUGCCGUUAAGACCAAAAGAUUGGGUGGUGGUUUUGGUGGAAAAGAACUAAAGGCUGUACGAAUAGCCCUUCCGGCAGCAAUUGCAGCCAUGAAGCUAAAUCGACCGGUCAGAUGUAUGCUGGAUAGAGAAGAAGAUACAGUGAUGACUGGAGGCCGACACCCGUUUUAUAUAAAAUACAAAGUUGCCUUUAACAAUGACGGUAAAAUUUUGGGAGCCCACGUGAAGUACUACAACAAUUGUGGCUAUUCAAUAGAUGUGUCGUCCUUGGUGCUAGGACACGCGAUGACCCACUCCCAAAAUGCGUACGACAUACCCGUGGUACGACUUGAAGGCUACACAUGCAAGACCAAUCUACCUUCGAACACCGCAUUCCGUGGUUUCGGGUGUCCACAAGCUAUGUUUGCAGCGGAAACCAUGCUUCAACACAUCGCCGACUAUCUCAAGAAAGACCCAGUCAAACUAAGUGAAUUAAACUUAUACAAAGAAGGAGAUGUAACAUUCUACAACCAAAAACUUGUCAAUUGUACUAUGCAAAAAUGUUGGAAUGAGUGUCUACAGUCCUCUAGGUAUUUCGAAAGACGUAAACAAGUGGAAGAGUUUAAUUGCGAAAAUCGUUAUAAGAAACGUGGUUUGAGCGUCAUUCCAACAACCUACGGUAUCGGAUUUCCCGUACCGUUCCUCAACCAAGCUGGAGCUUUGGUACUAGUGUACACCGACGGGUCAGUUCUUCUAAGUCAUGGUGGAGUCGAAAUGGGACAAGGACUUCAUACCAAAAUGAUACAAGUAGCUAGUAGAUGUUUAGAAAUCCCCGUUGAGAAGAUUCAUACAGUUGACGUGUCAACCGACAAAGUACCUAAUACUACGAUGACUGCAGGAAGCGUCGGUUCGGAUUUAAACGGAAUGGCAGUAAUGCGAGCUUGUAACACCAUCAAGGAACGACUAAAACCCUACAAGGACGCCAACCCUAAAGGAACUUGGGAGGAAUGGGUUAAAAAAGCAUACUUCGACCGCGUCAGCCUAAGCACAACUGGGUACUUUGGAGAGUCGGAUUAUGGGUACAACUGGGAAACGGGAGAGGGACAAAUGCACAACUAUUUCAGUUAUGGUGCCGCUUGCUGUGAAGUUGAAAUAGACACACUAACAGGAGAUCAUCAAGUCCGCAGUGUCGAAAUUGUAAUGGAUGUGGGUGAAAGUUUGAACCCUGGUAUCGACGUUGGUCAAAUCGAAGGAGCCUUCAUGCAAGGUUAUGGUCUUUUCGUACUUGAAGAAUUAGUGUAUUCGCCGUCUGGAACCAACUAUACUAGAGGUCCUGGCACUUACAAGCUUCCAGGUUUUGGAAAUAUUCCAGGGGAAUUUAACGUGUCGAUGCUGAAAGGGUCCUCAAAUCCUCGGGCUGUUUACUCGUCAAAGGCUAUAGGAGAACCGCCACUGUUUCUUGGUAGUUCUGUCGUUUUUGCCAUUAAAGACGCCAUAAAAGCGGCAAGGAAAGAAAAUGGGUACGACCCAACUGAUUUCAAGUUGUAUUCGCCUGCUACUUCGGCUAGAAUUCGUGUGGCAUGCCAGGAUAAUAUAACAUCGAAGUUCGAGGAACCUGAGCUUGGAACGUAUGUACCCUGGAACGUCUUGGUGUAGUCCAGCUUUUGAUAUUUAUCGCAUCAAAAUUUAAAACUGUAUUAAAAACAAACCUACGUGUUUGUGUUAUUUUUCAUUGUUUAAAUAAAGACGGUACUAACUGUUA
Messenger RNA from Zophobas morio, 4215 nucleotides. Its product is annotated as xanthine dehydrogenase-like. Gene Ontology annotation, molecular function: 2 iron, 2 sulfur cluster binding; xanthine dehydrogenase activity; FAD binding. Bases 66 to 4109 code for a protein of 1347 amino acids. The transcript has 8 exons. Lineage: Eukaryota; Metazoa; Arthropoda; Insecta; Coleoptera; Tenebrionidae. The record is from RefSeq and is a predicted model, not a curated record.